Paecilomyces variotii is the source of this 1141-nucleotide messenger RNA. RefSeq lists its product as hypothetical. Lineage: Eukaryota; Fungi; Ascomycota; Eurotiomycetes; Eurotiales; Thermoascaceae. Gene Ontology annotation, molecular function: DNA-binding transcription factor activity. Bases 166 to 1059 code for a protein of 297 amino acids. Gene Ontology annotation, biological process: negative regulation of DNA-templated transcription. The transcript has 3 exons. The record is from RefSeq and is a predicted model, not a curated record.
CACAGCCCAAGCCCAUCGCCUUCCUCCACGUCCCCCCGCACACCCGGUCCUCUUAUCGCAUCAUUGUCGCUGUUUGAAUCCCCGUAGGGAAACGGGGAGUUUUGUUUCAUCAUAAUUUAAUUCCAGCCCCGUAUUGGUCUUCCUUCCUGACCAGGACAGACAGCCAUGGCGGAUGUGGCGGCCCUCGAGGCCGAGGUGAAGGAGUUCAAAUUGCAGCUCGAAACCGUGCAAUCGAGCUUACAGGUAGACCCCGAGAAUGCGGAAUUGCAGAGCCUAAAGGCUGAGCUUGAAGAAUUCAUAACUCUCACCGAAACCUCCAUCGCGGAGCUCAAGCCUCCCCCUCCGCCGACUGCGACCCGGAAAUCUCCCCCGCCCGCGCCCAAGGAGAAAUGGUCCAAGGAGAACCACCCCGCAUACCAAGCUGGGUAUCGCAGGCCCGCCGUGGAGUCUCCAGCGGAGGAAGCUCCCUCAACGCCUGCAACGUUCUCCGUCAAUGACAAUGUGCUUGCCCGCUGGGUGUCGGGCGAUAAUUCUUUCUACCCCGCCAGGAUCACCUCCGUCACCGGUUCCUCCAGCAACCCCGUAUAUAUUGUCUCCUUCAAGUCCUACGGGACCACGGAGACGCUGACCGCUAGAGAUAUCAAGCCGAUUUCCAGCACCAGUGACUCGCGCAAGCGCAAGGCUGAUGGAAUCCCAGGGACUCCGUCUCCUCCCACAGUGGCCGCCAACUCGAGCGUCAUCUCAGCCGCGGCUGAUAUCAAUCCGGCCCUGGCCAACCAGGCCCGCAAGGAACCCAACAAGAUUGGCGAAGGUCCUGCCCGGCCGGCCAAGGUUCCCAAAAAGGUGAAAGCGAACCGCGAGCUCGAAGAAGGCAAGAUGAAGUGGAAGGACUUUGCCAGCAAAGCCAAACUUGGACGGCCCGGAAAGAAGGAGAGUAUGUUCCGAACGCCAGAGGGAAUCAACGCUCGAGUUGGCUUCACAGGCUCCGGUCAGCAGAUGCGCAAGGAUCCCGGACGCAGUCGUCAUAUCUACCAACAAGCGGACGAGGAUAACUACUGAUUGCUCGUUCGGUGUUCAGCCUCCUAACUACUUAUGAUCUGUUUCCAUCACGCACUGACGAUCUUUCGGCGUUUUCAAAACC